AAAGGCUUGCAUCGCCAUUUUAGGAGCCGAUGGUAAUAUCGUUAUUACGACAUAUUCAGAUACCCAUUCUCGUCAUUUCGCCUCUCCUACGCCCUUCUUUCUCUCUCCACCUUCACUGCCUCUCACACUCUUGCGCGCGCGCACAUUCUCUCUCUCCUCUGAAGCAUUCAAAGAGUGAGGACUGUGUGGUUCUCUUCUCUGCAUUUCGCUCUCUCUCUCUCUCUCUAUCUGGAAAUGGGUAGUCGGAUCCAAUCCCACCAGCUGAGCAAUGGGUUGUACGUUUCGGGUCGACCCGAGCAGCCCAAGGAGCGACCACCGACAAUGGCGGCGCGUGCUGCGCCUUACACCGGCGGCGACAUCAAGAAGUCCGGCGAGCUCGGAAGAAUGUUCGACAUUUCCAUCGUCGAUAUCACCUCGUCCCAGGUGCCAUAUCCGCUCAUCGUCGGCGGUAGCAGUGGAGCCACCGGGACGCCACCGUCGAGAGUAUCUUCCGCCGCUUCGUCGAAUCCGAAUAGCGGAUCCGUUCGAUGCGGACCUAACUCGGGUUCGGUUAGGAAAUCUUCGGGACCUCUCUCCCAGCUUCAACCGACUGGUUUGAUAACCUCCGGUCCUCUCGGUUCGUCCGGACCAAUCGGAGCCGGGUCUAGGCGGUCGGGUCAGAUGGACCACCGAGGGGGUAACACCGGGUCUGGUAAACCCAAGUACGGGACGGCAGUGACGAGUCUGGGUCCGGACCAAGUUCGGGUCCGGUUUAAGGUGCCGAAGGCGGUUGUUUGGGCGGUGAUGGUAGCGGUGGCGGUGGUGUUGGUGGUUGAUGGAUUUAUAAUGGUGGUGGCGAAGAAGCCGGUGGUGGCGGCGGCAGUUGCGGCGGCGGUUUUGCCGGCGGUCGUGGUUUUGGCGUGGAGCUGCAUUUGGGGAAGAAGGGGAUUGCUGGGUUUCAUUCGGAGGUACCCAGAUGCUGAGCUUAGAGGCGCCAUUGAUGGGCAGUUCGUCAAGGUUACAGGGGUAGUAACAUGUGGAAGCAUACAUUUGGAAUCGUCCUACCAAAGGAUACCGAGAUGCGUUUACGUAUCUACAGAAUUGUACGAGUACAAAGGGUUUGGUGGAAAAUCCGCUAACCCGAAACAUCGAUGCUUCUCCUGGGGAUCUCGAUAUUCGGAGAGAUACGUGACAGAUUUCUACGUAUCGGACUUUCAAUCUGGAUUAAGGGCAGUUGUGAAAGCAGGCUAUGGAUCAACGGUUUCUCCAUUUGUGAAACCAGCAACUGUGGUCGAUGUCACAGCUCGGAACAGAGAUUUAUCUCCGAGCUUCCUCCAGUGGCUGUCGGACCGUGGCAUCUCCAGCGAUGGCCGUGUUAUGCGCCUCAAAGAAGGGUAUGUAAAAGAAGGGAGUACUGUGAGCGUUAUGGGAAUGGUGAGGCGACACGACAACGUUUUGAUGAUCGUUCCUCCCCCAGAGGAAAUCUCGUCGGGCUGCCAGUGGUGGCACUGCCUUCUCCCAGCCGCCUAUCCCAAAGGCCUCAUUAUAACAUGCGACGAUAAUCAAAACUCCGAUGUCAUUCCCGUCUGAGCAAAAAACAUUUACUGUUUCUUCGUAAUCAUUUGCAGCUCUCUGUACAUAUAUGCUCAAAGAAAUGUAAAUAAUUAUCAUGGAUUACCUCUUUCUUAUACUGAUA
Tarenaya hassleriana is the source of this 1675-nucleotide messenger RNA. RefSeq lists its product as uncharacterized. Lineage: Eukaryota; Viridiplantae; Streptophyta; Magnoliopsida; Brassicales; Cleomaceae. The transcript has 4 exons. Bases 235 to 1569 code for a protein of 444 amino acids. The record is from RefSeq and is a predicted model, not a curated record.